CAUCUUCCAUGGUGCCUUGUAGGGUUGCACAGGCGGCGAGGCAGCUUCCCUGCUCCCACAGAGCUCACCACCUGAAACUGCAAGGAAACCUGCAGAGGUGGCGGCGGCGGUGGGCAGCUGCGCUUACUAGACCUCAAUGAAUUCUUAUUGCUAUUGUCGUCAUCGUAGCCAAUUGAGUCAUAAACCUUCCUUGUUUUGCUGCAUCACUGGGAAGGUCUGCCUCCACCAUUUCCCAGCCCUAGAAGUCCCAUAGAGUCCCAUAGGGCUUACUCCCAAGUCAGAAGAAGGAGCAGUUCAUCUUCCAAGGGCUCCGUUGCUAGGGCUGGGGCCCGUUGCCAGGGGCGGGCCCGGCGGAGCCGGAACUCUCGCGAGGCCGGGGCGGCGGUUGCUCGGAGACGCGGCGACUCCGAGCCUGGGCAGCAGCCGGAGAGGGGACUCAGUCGCCACCAUGGUGAGGCCGGAAGUGGGGCGCGCUUGCGAUGAGGGGGCCCCGGGGGGCUCCCCCAAAACCGGGGCGGUGCUGGGGCUCCUGCCCGCCAAGAGGCCCCGACCCUCCACCCCGGAAGCGCGGGGGCUGGACAUGCUCAGCGACAGACCGAACUCUGCACAUGUUCAGGGGCACACAUUCCUUCGUCACUCUUCCUUACGCGUGCCAAGAGUAAGCCCUGAUAUAAGCCUUGAGCCCUGGUAAGCACUGCUCUCACCACCACCACCAACCCCUAUUUUACAAGUGUGCCUCUUCAACGCCAUGGAGCAAUUGCACAGGCAAGUAGGUACAGGCAGCCAGAACCCAUUUGUUCUUUGGAGAGAGGGAGGGAUGCGUGGAUCCCCUUCCUAGAGAAAACGGCACUUCAUCAUUGCCCAAAGGGGUUAUGAGCAUGAAUUCACAGCCUCUUUCCUUCCUUUGGCUCCCCACUUCAUCCAUCACACUGAAGAUGCUCUCUUCUCCUCUCUUGUCCUCUCCCCCACUACCACAUUUGUUCAGGCUCCCAAAAAGAAAGGAGAAAAGAAAGGUGGCAAGAAGAAAGGUGCAAAAAGCCCUGUGGUGGAUGCUGUCUCCCCGGAGGGCAUGACCAAAGAGCAGGUGAGAAGGGGGUCACUUUGCAGUGGCAACAGAGAGGGUACAUUCUUAAAAAUGUGUGGAUGGGAAAUAGAAACUACAAUGCAAAGUGGUUUCUUGCCAACAAGAGGGAAACCAAUCUACCUAGAGUUAUUUAGGGGACUCCAUUUCCUAGCAACCCCAGGAUGAUGGGAGUUGUAGUCCAGCAACACCCUUCAGGCCACCCAUGUUUCCCACCCCUGGCCUGUAUCACAUUAGAGAAUGGUCAAGGUGUCUCUCAUUUUGGGGUGGAGUGAUGUAUGGGGUGCUUGGCCUACCCUCAUUAUCUCCAACCUUCCUGGCUAGGAGUAAGACCAAGUGUGAGUCAUGCAGUCCCUCAGCUGGCUUGUUGCAGAGUCCACUCUUUCCAUCCCUCUGACACUUCACUACAGAACUGAGGACCAGCAUUGGGAGAAGCCACUAUUUUGCCAGGGGUCCAUGUUGUUCCUUACUAUACCCUUCUGCAUUCCAUAGGGUAGCAAAACUAGGCACCUCUUCAGUAUAGCUAAGCUCACAGUUCCAUUUUACAGUUUGGGUACAGGUAUUGUGAGAAUAUUGCACAGGAACAGCCUUCACCAUCCUGAUGCCUUCCAGGUGUUUUGGGCUGCAUCUCCCAUUAACCCCAGCUAGCAAACCCAUCAGUGUAGCUGAUGGUUAAUGACAACCAGCACAUCUGGAAGGUACCAGGUUGGCAAAGACUGCCCUAAACAUUCUAAGCUGAUUUAUCCACUUCCAGAGAGCAACAGACUCAUGGAGCCAAGCUUCUCUCUAACCAAAUAAUUCAUUCACCUAUUUAUCGUGCAUUCUGAAAUGAAACAGUUGCACCCUUUAUGGAAUUAGCCAUGCUUCCCAUGCCAGUUCACAGGAAAGCCUUGGCUUGAAAAGAAAAAGAAAAAGCUUUGGAAUUCACUGAGUCAGAAAAGGCACAAUGCCAGUAGUGGCGAUGGUGGGCUCCCAGUCCUUCCUCUCGGCUCCAGCCCGACUGUUGGCUGACCCUCUUCUUGGCUUUGCAGCUGGAGGAACACAUGGGCCGCAUUCGGGAGGAGCUGGACCGUGAGCGGGAAGAACGCAACUACUUCCAGCUGGAGCGAGACAAGAUCCACACCUUCUGGGAGAUCACUCGGCGGCAGCUGGAUGAGAAGAAGGCUGAAUUGCGCAACAAGGACCGUGAGAUGGAGGAAGCCGAAGAGCGUCACCAGGUGGAGAUCAAGGUAAGAGCCUGUGGACUUCACAGAUCACAGAAUUGUAGAGCUGGAAGGAAUCCCAAGGGUUAUAUAGUACAACCCCCUGCAGUGCAGGAAUCACAGCUAAAGCAUCCCUGACAGGUGAGUGAUAAAAACAUGAGCUGCUUUGUAUGGAGUAUGUAUUUAAGUAAAAUAAAACAUUUCCCAUUGGUACUAACCCAACAACCUUUUACUAGGGACCUUUUGCCUGUGAAACAUGCUCUCUGCAACCAUUUACCCAUGGUGCCUCCACUUGUGGUUGAGCAGCUAGAUAUUGGCUUGGCCAGCCCCACAAUGUUGUGGAUGGAAAGUGGGGAAAUGGCUACGGCAUUGGAAGGGUCUAUUCUUUUGGCAUAAAGACAUAGAGGCUCACAUGUUCCUGAAUCUUCUUCAGUUCCUGGUACUUGAUGAACUUGGAGCCACGGUGCUGCAGACAGAGUUGGUCACCAGCUUGGUUGGUCUGGCACCCCUGGCUGGGGCACCUCAACCGACUUCCAUCCCCUUCCCCUGAGUAGCCACAAGUGCCUCUCAUUUACUCAGGCCUCUGCAAAAGAGAGUACCUUGGCCGAUGAGGGCCAACGCCUGCCUCGUCUUCCUUUUGUCUCAGGUUUACAAGCAGAAGGUGAAGCACCUGCUGUACGAGCACCAGAACAACAUCACAGAGCUGAAGGCAGAGAGCACAGUGUCUAUGAAGCUGGCCCAGAAGGAUCACCGGUCCCAGGAGAUGGAGCUGCGUAAGGACAUGCGCACCUUGAAGGUGGAGCUGAAGGAGCAGGAGCUGUCCAACGAGAUGGUGGUGAAGAACCUUCGGCUGGUAUGUCUGAAGUGAUGCCGGACUUGGCUCUUGGGCUGGGCUCAGGCCAACUUUCGUUGAGCGCAUGGUGUGCGGGUGGGAAGGAGAGGGGUGGUGGUUCUUAAACCUCAGUUGUUCCUCCAGAGCAAACCAGCCUUAGCUUUGCUUUUGAGCUAGGAGGAGUAGGCCUUUGUAUAUGCAACAUCUGUCACUAACCAGUAUCAUCAUCUUGGCAGAAACAACAAGAAGACAUAACACGAUUGCGCAAUGACUUUGAGAGGCAGGUGAAAGGUCAGUUCUGGGGCUCGCCACCAAAAACUGUGGGGUUUGGGUUUGGAAGGGAAGGCUAUCUUUGUGCCCAGGCAAGGAUCAGUGGGCCACAGUGUCACUUCAUCCCUUGGGCGCCCUUUCUCGCACACAUGCAGUGACAAGGGAGCUGCUUCCUUAUGGCACAGUCUCACUCUUCUGGAAGGUGUAUGUGUGUGACUUUGUAGCCAUGGUGUGUAAGGCCCAUCUCAUGAGUCUGCCCUAUGUUGUGUGUAAUUGAGGCUAAGUAGCAGCUUGAUAGAGAGCACAGAUUUGUGUAGGGCCUGUCUUGCAGACCAGCUCCUGUCUGUUUUGCAGUCAUUCCGAGGGAGGGGCCUGAGGCUUCCUUGAAAUGCCACAUGCAUUAUAAGGUGGAACUUGACAGCAGUUCUAAGCUCCUCAUCAAAUUAAAUGUGUCAAAAUAGCUAGGCACAGGAGUGCCAUUUGCUAGGCCUUCUAUGAAUUCCAUCUCUGCUGGGAGCUUUCUAGAAAGCCAGGCUCCAUGGGCCCAUCCUUUGCUCAGAGUUGUUUAUAUAUAGUCUGAGCACUUCCAGUACCUUUGGGUGACAACAUUUUCCAGUCAGCCUAGAGUCUUGCUUCGCCCUCUUGUUGGAGCUGGAGAACACUUUGCCCCAUCUCCUCUUCCACACAGCAUAGAGAAACAGCCCACAGAUAGAGGCAUGCAUAGCCUUGUCACUUUUUUGCCUAGUAGAGCACUCAGUCUGCCCUGCAUGCCGCUUCCCCAGAGAUCGAGGCCAAGUAUGAGAAGAAGAUGCGGGUUCUACGUGACGAGCUAGACUUGCGCAGGAAGACUGAAAUCCAUGAGAUUGAGGAGAGAAAGAAUGGACAGAUCAACACACUGAUGAAGAAUCACGAGAAGGCUUUCAGCGACAUCAAGAACUACUACAACGAUGUCACUCUUAAUAACCUGGCACUUAUCAACACCCUCAAGGUAAAAGACAUGCACCACACGACACCAUCCCCAAAUCAGCCUGUUGCCAGAUUCAGGUAGUGGAAGGUCAAAGUGGAUGGUAUUCAUUGGGCUUUCUGUGUUUUGUUUUUUGUUCUGUUUUGGCUGAUUUCUGUACUGCCAUUGCUUUAGAGCCACUACAUGUUGCAUUUGUUUGCUCUGCCAUUGUGGAUACCUUGAGCCCUGGAGCUCCUCUCUUGUGCAUCUCACUAUGGACCAACCCCUGUUGUAGUUGAAGGUCAUGUGUUUCCCAUUUGGGGAAACGAACCAUUCUGGUUUGGGGAGAAAGUCUGUUUCUAUAUUUUAUAUGUCAACCGCGACCUUGUUUGUUUGGAAAUUUGUUCCGUUCACUUCAGUGGGCCGGUCAAAUGAGUCAGGGUGCAGCCUUGGUUAUCCUCUGGUGAUUCAGAGCUGUUGUUUCUCUUUGCCUUGGUGGUGGUGGGUCCCAUGGGAGGUUUGAGGAAGCAUGUUCCAGACAGGUGGUCAGGACUGGUGGGACGGGGCUUGCUGCCUGUUUUUGAGGACCUGAGGCACACACAGCCUCCUUUCUCUCUGUGUGUCUUGGAGUACAGGAGCAGAUGGAGGAGAUGAAGAAGAAGGAGGACCAUCUGGAGAAGGAGAUGGCUGAAGUGCUGCUGCAGAACAAAAAGCUGGUGGAGCCACUGCAACGAGCCCGUGAAGAGGUGGCAGAGCUGCAGAAGAAACUGGCGCACUAUGAAAAGGACAAGGCCAUGUUGCAUGUGAGUCCCAGGGCUCUGCAUUCACCUUUGCUUCCUGAGUGUCCUGGCCAAUGAACUCUGGGUUACUUAGUAGGACUGACUCUCUGCUAGUUUGGUGUGAACAGCACUGGGCUAUUUCUGCACCAGCCCACUUUCAUGCCACAGAUUUUUAUUUCCACUUUUGGUAGCAGUUUGCAUUGUCUCUAUUCUCAUGUGCCCUUUAUUUCCAGAGUUUGGAAAUUUGUACUGUGUGAAACAGGCACCACCCUUUCUGUGAUGUCCUUCAGUGCUAACAGUGGGGGCCAUAAGGAUCAUGAAACAUGCUGGAAGUUGGGGGCAAGAGACCCCCGAGCUGAAGUUUCCAGGAUGAGGGACUUGAAUGAUGCCCAGUCCCUGUGGAGCAGAUAGAGGAACAUAGUACUUUCCCACUCUUACAGUUUCUCCUUUGCACUGUCUGGUUUGGAGGUCAAAACCCAUCAGUCCCUUCUGUGCCCUAGAAACUGUGUGUGGCUGCUUUAACCUCCUUCUCUUCCUUUUCCAGCACACACAUGCCCGUUUGAAAGUCACCGAGAAGGAAUUAAAGGAUCUCCAGUGGGAACAUGAAGUGCUGCAGCAAAGGUUCAUCAGGGUAGGGAUCAAGAAUCACUGUUGUGCUGUGGCUGAACUUAGAGUUGGGAGAGGGUUGGAUUUGAUGGGUGGGCUGUGGGACAGGAUGAAAAGUAUGGACCCAUUUUCUGCAGAUAUCCAGUAGAGAGGUCUAUAUACCCACCCACCAUCCAUUGGGCCUUGAGAAUUCUGUGGUCCUGGUUGUUUCUUGAUGAGACCUUUAGAGCAGAUGGACAAGUCUGAGCCAAAACUGCCUGCAAUGGGCAUUCCCUGUCAUCUCCAAAUUAGCUGUGUAAUUUUUUGUGGUUCUUUUGGAUUGCUUGAGCAGCUGGACUUUGUGUUUGUCUGAACAGCGGCAUGUCUACUGCUGGGCUGGUCUAGUCAUCAGUAUGACUUAAAGAAGUGGGGACUGCGAUACUGGAUAGGGGCAGCUCCCAUCAGAGGGGGGGAUGGAAGGGAGGGGCUCUCUUCAGUAUAACUCAUUAAGACAUGGGGACAGGUUUGCGUGCCAUUCAGCAUUGAUCUGAGACCUCAUUAGCUGCCUUUGAAAACUGGCUGCAGUGGUCCUAUCUUAAUGAGGGGGUCUCUUACUAACAAGAAUUGGGUCAGGCUGCCUCCCAUCCCUCCUCCCCCACAGAUCCUUGCAAAGUGCAUUGGGAGAGAAAGGAGGCCUUUCUGUCCCCAAAGGCAUCAUUCUCUUGCUCUCCUGAGGCUGCUUAAAGCCCAUGGCCUACUCUGCCAUGCCUUGCUGGGUGGUCGGUUUCUGUUCCUGAAAUGGGGGAAAGAGGUUGCUGCAGAUUCCUCAGUUCUCUGGCUCCUGAGGAGGAGGCAAGCAAGCGUGCUGGGGGCUUCUGUGGAGCUGCCCUCUAUGACUGCUGCAAGGCUGGGGGUUGAAAACAGGGGCUUGACUCUUCCUGAUAAAGGUCAGCAUAUGGGAGCACAGCAAGGCAGUGGGUGGGCAUUUGCAUGGCACACACACACAUGCACACACACAAAUGCACAUAUAGCACAAUGCAAGAGGAUGAUUUUAACUGAUAAAAACCUAAUCACCACCAGCCCUGUCUUCCAGCUCCCACUGCCUUCCCUAAUAGCCCGAGGGGCUGCCCCAGAGCUCUGCAUUGCUCCUCCCUCUGUGACUCACUAAAGUCCCAACUUUUGGAAUCAUUGCAACAUAUUUUCAUCUGUGUUGGUUUGUGACAGAGGGGGUGGGCAGCUGUUGUCAUUGGGUAGCUGGCUUUUUAUUUUUGGAAGAAGACUUUUACGCAUGAAUGUUAGGACUGUAGGCAGUUGCCUAAAUACACAGCCAGACCCUUGGUCCAUGCAGCUCCGUCUUGUCUAUGCACUGACUGGCAGUGGCUCUCAAGGCUUCACCUUUCCCAGCCCUCCCUGGAGAUGUGCGGGAUGCAACUUUGGACAUUCUGUAUGCCAAGCAUGUGCUUCACCACUGAUCUCCAGCCCUUUCCAAUGUGCUCACAGUGGACAAGCAAAACACACCAAAACCCAAAGCGCCUUAUUAACAGACAGAAUACCUGGUUUAGGGGCUUCAUGGAGCGCCAGUCUGUGCCAAGGCUCAGAGCAGUGCUCUCUUUGACUCUGGGGUUGAUGGUUGUCUGCACAGGUGCAGGACGAGCGAGAUGACCUGUACCAGAAAUUUACCAAAGCCAUUAACGAGGUGCAGCAGAAAACUGGCUUUAAGAACUUGUUGCUGGAGCGGAAGCUUCUCGGCCUCUCCAACAUCCUGGAGAAGAAGGAGGUGCAGCUCAACGAGGUCCUGGCUGCCACCAACCUUGAUCCCGGUGCUCUCAGUGUGGUCACCCGCAAGCUGGAGGUACUGUGCUUCUAAUCACCCUGGGGAUUAUAGAGAAAGUUUAUAGAUAUUUUUCUAAUACCCUUCAGUUAAACAAACAGCUCCCAAGCCAGAUGAGAACAAUUGGUCAGAUUCCUUCUUGCUGGUGUUUCAGAUGGUGUUUGUCCCUGGGUUUCAUAUUACCAAGAUGGAUUAGGCAAGAUCUAGGUAAAACCUUGCAAUGCACAGGAAAAAGGUGCACUGGCUAAAAGGGAACUGCCAGGGACUCAAAGUGUGGGCAAGUGCAGGGAGCCAUCCUAUAAUAAGAGACUCUGCCCAACCUGACAAGGGGAAGUUAGCUUUUCUCUGAGCACUCCCCCUCAUUCAGGGGCAAUUAAUAAAUGUAGCCUGCGCAGUAUUUCAGAGGAGCUGCCCUUAGUUGUGCACAAGAGGCCCACAAGCAUGAAAAGCCUUUGCCUCAGCCCUCCAAGCAAUCAGAGCAUGUACAGUAGUACCUCGGGUUACAAAUGCUUUGGGUUACAAACUCUGCUAACCUGGAAGUAGUACCUCAGGUUGAGAACUUUGCCCCAGGAUGAGAAUGGAAAUCACACGCCGGCGGCACAGCAGCAGCGGGAGGCCCCAUUAGCGAAAGCGCGCCUCAGGUUAAGAACGGUUUUGGGUUAAGAACGGACCUCUGGAACGAAUUUUCAUAACCCAAGGUACCACUGUACCAACAUUUCCAUUUGCCAAGCAGGCUCUGAAUGCACACACACACACAACUGGCCUCUAGUUGCCUCGGGUUGACUAGAAGCUGCUGGGAGGUGUUUGUUUCCAGCAGCAGCUAUAUAAGUCAGUCACAUGGGCAGUACCGUGGGCAGAAGGGACCCUCUCAGCAGUGACUGAACCAGUGGUGGGGUGAAUUGCUCCACUGGGGAAUGCUUUUCCUUCCUAUCUGACCUGAGCCUCUUUGGUGCUUUCUUGGGACAUAGAAUGCACAAGCAGUCAGCAAGUGUCUGUUGUGCUUCUGGCUGUGAGAAUACACUUGGCAUGAGGGUGCUGUGCCUGGGGAAAUCUGCAGGAGCCUGAUUGAAAGGGGACGUUCCAGUGGUCAGAGACUUCAGUUUCUUUUCCCUCUGGCUGGUGGAGUUGGAAGAGAUUCUACAUGCAAAUCUGCCGAACCUAUGUGCCAUUUAUUCUGGUCUCAGAAUCCGUUCAGUACACAGAGCACACGUGCCCCUUUGCAGCAUGAGAACUGUGCGAACUGAAGCGGCAAUGUGCCCUCGGUGCCAGGGCGGUGUUUCCUGCUCUGCUGCUCAGUCUCCAGUGGAGAUGGAAAGGGAGAGAGAAAAUGAGCUCCUGGCUGCCUUCUCGGUUCCUUGCCUUCCUCCUCCUCUCCCUGCGGCCACUUGGAACUGUCAGUAUCUUCUAGCAACACAAGCGUGGCUUGGGGACUGCUUGCCACACAGCUUUCUCUCAACUCGUUCCACUCCACGGGGUUUCCCUGGUUGCGGAUUUCCUAGCUGCCCGCUUUCUUUGCUAAGGUUGGGUUCUCUCUAACAGCGCCCUGGUACACAGCAAGGCGAUCUGCGCUUUCAAAGCAUUCCCCUGGCACAUCAAGUUGUUUCUGGGGAGCAGGGGCUGCCCAUCACACUGUCAGGGCCCCUCCUCUCUCUGUUUCCAGCCCAAGAGCCAAGGGAGGUUCUCCAUCAUAGGGACCUCUGUGGCCUUCUCACUCUUCAGGCUUCCUGUCCUGUCCAGUCUCUGAAAUGCCUGAUGGUAUGGAAACAGAGUUAUCUCCCGUGACUUGGCCUGCCUGGGAAGGGGGCUUAGUUAGCGGCUUCCACAUUCCAAGCACGGCUGGCGCCAGUAACUGGAGAUUCUUCCCAGGGGCAGCUGCUCCUUCCACCAGGCCUCCCACAUUCCUACCUUCAGCUGCUGCUUGCGCAGGAGGCACAUCCACAGGGGAUUCCCUGGGUAUUGUAGCACCAGAUCCUGUGCCAAAUAGGGCAAAAAAUGGCUUGGUGGCAGAAAUGCCAGCCCACAGCUCUCAUCUCCCAUUACUGGCGGGCAGCGCGGAUGAGCCUUAAUUUGAGUCACAAAGAGGAAAUUGUGCAGGGAGGCAAGAGGCGCAUUAGCUCCUGUUUGUAGAUGGAGUGCUCCACUGUGAUUGCUAUGCCAAGUAUGGUAUGCAGUACUGUAUACAAAAUUCAGCACCCAUGAGAAUCUCGGGUUUUACCUGAUUUUGUAAAAGCAGGUUUCUAAACCUCAUGGCCGUAGAGAGGCUUGGAAAUACGUUGGCACUGCCUAAUGAAAUCACGGCAGAUUAGGACUUUCAGCAUGCAGAAUUUGGAGAAAGGAAAGAGCCAAGCACAAGACUGUGCUGCAGAAGGGCACCUAACUUUUCAUAGGCCUGCCGUGGCCCAUUAAGAAAUGGCCAGAAGCUCUGGCUGGGCCUUGACUAGUCCCCUUGUGGGCCAGUUCACUUGCCUGAUGUGUUAACACCCGAACAACCUUCCUUCACAGGAUGUGCUGGAUUCGAAAAACAAUGCCAUCAAGGAUCUGCAGUAUGAGCUAGCCAGAGUGUGCAAGGUAAGAGCUCCAGCUGAGGAGAACCCUGUAAUUGUACUUGAAUGUCUGUUGGAGCAAAAUGUAGAGAGCAGGUCUCUUUAGACACAACCCAGGAAAGAAAUAUAUUUUCCCUAGCAGUUGGCUUUUACUUAUGCCUUGUUUGAAAGCCAUUUGUGCUAGCAGGAAUUCACUGUCCUGUGGCAGUGAGUUCCAUAGGUUAAUGCCAAGAAGUGUGGAUAAGUACUUCCUCUGUCUUUUCUAAUGCCCACUGCCUACCCAUUUCAGUGAACAGCUGAUGGGUUUGACAAGUGUUGUACUAGCCACUGCUCCAUCUGACCUACCAAGUUGCAUCAUGUUCACCUUCAGCCCCAUUUUUCUAAGUUAACAAGUUUGUUCUAAGCAUUUGUUCCUUGAAAUGGUCUAGCCUGCAACCAUUUUAGUUGGCCUUUUCCUGCUCUCUUGCAUCCUUUUAGAGAAAUAUGGAUGCAGCCGCCACUGCCAUGGGUGCAUUGGGUUGGCUAUUACCCAUAGACAAGAGAAGUUGCCUUAGCUGGCUGUGUUAUGGUAUGUGAUGUUUGAUCCCUCUCCUCAACCUGCAAUUGCCUCCCACUGCAGGCCCACAAUGACUUGUUGCGGACGUAUGAGGCCAAGCUCACAGCCUUUGGGAUCCCUUUGGACAAUUUGGGCUUCAAGCCCCUGGAGACCUCCGUGAUCGGCCACACGCUGGGCCAGGGCCCUGCUGGGUUUGUCUCAACCCCCACGUAGCACAGCCUGACAUCAUACUUUGGAAUGCCUUCAGCCUAAGCCUUGUGUGCAAGCAAGCCUCUGUCCCGCUCCUGCUGUGGCCGUAGAGGGGACGGAGGGAGGGAGAGAGCAGCCCCCUGGAAUGAGAUUGUGUCUGCUCCAUCCCUCAUUUGUAUUAAAGAGGCCCUGUGGUGGGCUAUUCAGUCUUCA
This is a messenger RNA of Podarcis lilfordi (Lilford's wall lizard), 11024 nucleotides long. The record is from the annotation of a GenBank genome assembly. Lineage: Eukaryota; Metazoa; Chordata; Lepidosauria; Squamata; Lacertidae.